Messenger RNA from Trypanosoma conorhini, 687 nucleotides. RefSeq lists its product as uncharacterized. NCBI's taxonomy places the organism in Eukaryota, Euglenozoa, Kinetoplastea, Trypanosomatida, Trypanosomatidae. The coding region runs from base 1 to 687 and encodes 228 amino acids. The transcript has a single exon. The record is from RefSeq and is a predicted model, not a curated record.
AUGAGCGGGUGCGGCAGGAAGCACCGCGCGAAGCACCUUACGCGGCAGUUUCUCGACGCCGACGGAUGGAGGGGGCCGGCGGCCGGUGAGUCGAUGGCGGUGUGCGUCGAGUCCCCGCAGGGCCAACAUGUGCGCGUCCUCCUCUUCGAUUCCAGCGGCGCGGGCGACGCCCCCACCGGCAGCUUUAACGGGGCCGUCGACGACACUGGCGUCACGUUGCCGGCGGAGUGCGUCGUCUUUGUCCCUGGGAAGUUCCGCAAGGUGAUUUGGCUCGCGGUGAAGGACGUCAUUGUGGUGGCGGACGGCGCCACCGUCGCCUUCAAGCCAUCGCCCGAUCAACUGAAGGCGUUUUUCCGCGAGAACCCCGAGUGGCAACGGCGCUUGGCCGCGGCGCAGGAAAAGGUAGAGGCGUGCAGGCGCACCGUGGAGCAGCUGCCGCAGUAUGCAAAGACGACGCCCACGACAACCUCCAUGCUGACCAAAGUGGGGGAGGAGGGCUGUUCGAAAGAUUCUGCCGAUGCCGUGGGGGCUGAGGAGCACGAGGAGCGGGGGGACCUGAACCCCAAUCGAAACAACAUUCGCCACAAGGUCCAGUUUUUCUACGAUAGUGAGGAAUGCGGGGAAGAGGAAGAGGAAGAGGAAGAGGAAGAGGAGAAGAAGGAAGAAGAGGAGGAAAAGGAGGGUUAA